UGUAAAUCUGCCAUUAAACUUCUUGUUGGGUUGGCCCAUUUCAUCUCAUCCAGUUCAUCCAGUCGAUGUAUCGUCAUCAAGGUAUAAUAGUAGCAAUCCAAGUACAAAUCGAGGAAAAUUGCGAACAGAGCUAAAAUGGCGCUCUUGUCUACUCCUGGUACAUCGUUAAAACCCUUAAACCCUUUGAUUGUUCUAAAUAAUUCGACCCCGAAGUUCUUCGCGUUCAUGCAUCGGCCAGUUGUCCCAAAAUCUAUUAACAGCAACAGCAUAACAAGAAAUGGCAGAACCCAAAAGACGCCGUUUUUCUCUCGGUGUACAAUCUCCAACUGGCCCGCAUUAGCCGAGACCGAGCACGAAACCGAAGAAGAUUUCAAGUCAUCCGACGAAGUUUCAGAAAGUGAAGACGGCCCGGCGGCGCCCGCGGCGGGAAUCGGGCAGACGCCGCCGCCGCCGGUGAGGCAGAAGCGGCGGCGCUACAGGAAGGCUUACCCCGGAGAGAAAGAGGGUAUCACGGAGGAGAUGAGGUUCGUAGCGAUGAGACUGAGGAACAGUGGAAAAUCCAAGUGUCAGGCUAACUCCGAUGGCUUGGAGAGUGAGAAAAAGGAAGUGGAUAGUGAUGCAGAGGAGAAGGAUGGUGGAGAUGGAGAUGAGUGGCAGCCGAGCAUGGAAGGAUUCUUGAAGUAUUUGGUGGAUAGCGAGCUGGUUUUCAGAACGGUUGAAAGCAUUGUUGAUGAAUCCACUGAUGUUUCUUAUGUUUACUUCAGAAAGACGGGAUUAGAAAGGUCUGGUUGCAUUAUGAAUGAUUUAGAAUGGUUAAGGGAGCAAGGUAAUGUGAUUCCAGAGCCUAGCAACCCUGGCAUCAAGUACGUGCAAUAUCUAAAGGAACUUGCUGAAAAUAGCCCGCCAUUGUUCCUUUCUCAUUUUUACAAUAUUUAUUUCUCCCACAUAGCUGGAGGACAAGUGAUAGCUAAAAAGGUCUCGAGUAAGCUAUUGGAAGGGAGAGAAUUGGAAUUCUAUAAAUGGGAAGGAGAUGCUGAACAAUUGCUGAGGGGUGUUCGCGAGAAACUUAAUGCACUUGGAGAGGCAAGCACACCAAUUCCGUCUAUGCAAUUGAUGCAGAACAUGAGGUUGAAUCGAGAUUAGGGCAGAAUUGUUCAUGAACUUUUGUCUUAGGUAAAGAACAGCUUAACAGAAGUAAGCAGAAAAUCGAUAGUUAACAAAAAUCCUUAGGAACAUUCAGCCAAUUGUGAGUCGAAGAACAUUUUCAAGGAUUGUAAUGUAGGAAUACCUUUUGCAAGAAUGUAUUUGAGAUUAUAAUGGUUACGAAAGGUUUGAUCCGUGAAGUAAACAAAACGAAAAAAAUGUGUCCGUUUAUUCACGACAAUAGGUGUAUCGAGCAUUUUAUCUUUCUCAAAGAUAUUAUGUAUUUUGCAAGUGUAAUCUAACUGACUUUGCUUCAACUUGUAUGAUAUUUGAAUGAAAUGCAUGGUCAUUUGAAUUAGAAUUCCC
Molecule: messenger RNA, 1509 nt
Organism: Striga asiatica
Lineage: Eukaryota; Viridiplantae; Streptophyta; Magnoliopsida; Lamiales; Orobanchaceae
Source: the annotation of a GenBank genome assembly